Messenger RNA from Drosophila eugracilis, 2205 nucleotides. RefSeq names its product major facilitator superfamily domain-containing protein 1. Lineage: Eukaryota; Metazoa; Arthropoda; Insecta; Diptera; Drosophilidae. Gene Ontology annotation, molecular function: transmembrane transporter activity. Gene Ontology annotation, cellular component: lysosome. The coding region runs from base 398 to 1834 and encodes 478 amino acids. Gene Ontology annotation, biological process: transmembrane transport. The transcript has 2 exons. The record is from RefSeq and is a predicted model, not a curated record.
ACGAGUUGGCAGCCCGUCGACUGUAUAUGCGUAAUUAACGCUAAUUAUGCAGAGAAAACAAUUUAGUUUCAUUUGAGCAGCAAUAAAGUGCGGGUGUAUACGUCACACGGUAUUUGCAUAACUUCAUAUGCAACAACAACUAUCAUUAGACAAAGGGUACUAGUGCGAGUCCAGUAAACAAAAACAAAAGCAACGAGAUAAGCGAAGACAAAGCAGAAGAGUUCAACUCGCCCGUUUGCAGAAAUUGAUAUAAUUAUUUUGCAGAAACGGCAAAAAAGAGAAAAAAACUGUAACGGAAAAACAAAAGAUUAUCAUACAUUUCGUGGAUACGCCCACUACUCUUCGAGAUUCCGUUUCAAUCACUGGUCAGUACGGAUUAAUUGAGUGCUGAGUAACGAUGGCGCGCGAGGACGAGGAACGCAUCGUGGACAAUGAGGAGGUGUCGAAUCCUGUGGAGGAGAACGAGGUGGCCGUUCGUGGCAACCGUCGGGAUAAUGAACUAACCCUUCCCUCUGGCGGCUGCUGCAUGCCCUCAAGUACAAGUCACCGGUUUAUGGCGCUGGUUUUCAUGUGCCUCUUGGGAUUCGGGUCCUACUUUUGUUAUGACAAUCCUGGAGCGCUGCAGAAAGAUUUCAAGAGAGAUCUUAACCUGACCUCCACAGAGUUCACGCUUAUCUACUCCAUUUACUCUUGGCCCAAUGUCGUUCUCUGCUUCGUGGGCGGUUUCCUGAUCGACCGCCUUUUUGGAAUUCGCCUGGGCACAGUUAUCUAUAUGCUGAUUCUGCUGGUGGGUCAGUUAACCUUUGCCUGCGGUGGCAUACUGGAUGCCUUCUGGAUGAUGAUUAUGGGUCGGUUCAUUUUCGGCAUUGGCGCCGAAUCACUGGCAGUUGCCCAGAACAGCUAUGCCGUUCUCUGGUUCAAGGGAAAGGAACUGAAUAUGGUAUUCGGUCUGCAACUGUCGGUGGCCCGAUUCGGCAGUACUGUUAACUUCUGGGUGAUGCAGCCCAUUUACGACUAUGUCAGCAACUUUUACCAAGGGCACACCGCCCUGGGCGUCGUCCUGCUGCUGGCAACUCUAACCUGUGUAAUGUCCAUGAUCUGCGCCCUAAUUCUAGGCUGGAUGGACAAGCGGGCCGAGCGGAUUCUGGAGCGUAACACCAAUCCGUCUGGACAAAUACCCAAGCUCACAGACGUCUUUUCAUUUAAACCACCUUUUUGGAUGGUUUCCAUCAUUUGCGUGGCCUACUAUGUGGCUAUCUUUCCAUUUAUUGCCCUGGGGCAGAACUUCUUCAUGGAUCGCUUCCAUUACAGUCCGGCAGAGGCCAACACCGUGGAUUCGCUGGUAUAUCUAAUUGCAGCAGUAUCGUCGCCAAUCUUUGGCUUUGUCAUCGACAAGUUGGGCAGGAAUGUGACCUGGGUGUUUACUGCGACGCUGACCACUAUCGGAGCCCAUGCCCUGCUUACGUUCACCCAACUGACACCCUAUGUGGGCAUGACCAUCAUGGGACUUUCGUAUUCCAUGCUGGCUGCUAGUUUGUGGCCUCUGGUGGCACUUAUCAUUCCAGAAUAUCAGCUUGGCACAGCCUAUGGCUUCUGUCAAUCUAUCCAAAAUCUUGGACUAGCCGUCAUCACCAUCCUGGCAGGAAUCAUUGUGGACCACAGUAACGGCGAACACAUGUGGCUGCAGCUGUUCUUUAUGGGCUGGCUGACUAUUGCCCUGAUCGCUACCGGAGUCAUUUGGGCUUACAAUAACAAGCAUCGCGGUAAUCUCAACAUGACCCCUCAACAGCGGGCACAGUUUGUCAGUGCCGAGAAUUAUCAGAACUUUGAAUAGAAUGGGAAGUAAAAGCGAGCGACACCCGCUGAUCUGAUUAUUAUCGGUUAUUUAGUGUAGACAUAAAAUUAUUUUCUGCGGGCAAUGCGCCAUGAUCUUGGUCCACGAUGUGAUGUUGAUGUGUGAUGUGCGUCUCGAGUCGCAAAUUGGUAUUUACUAACUGCAAUUGUUUGCCAACCGAGGAUGUGGGAUAUACAAUACGCCCUGAUCAGCCGUGAAUCAGUAUUGAUGUGUCAAAUGCGCUAUCUGCGAUUCAAGCCCGAUCAGGCCGCUAUUUUACGCUAUGUAUUUUUAGAGAAAUUUAUUAUUAAAGUUACCGCAUGUUAUUAUGUCAACGUUUUACAAAUUAAACUAAACAUCAAAUCCUAAAA